This is a messenger RNA of Triticum aestivum (bread wheat), 1160 nucleotides long. Its product is annotated as calcium uniporter protein 6, mitochondrial. The transcript has 2 exons. NCBI's taxonomy places the organism in Eukaryota, Viridiplantae, Streptophyta, Magnoliopsida, Poales, Poaceae. The coding region runs from base 159 to 995 and encodes 278 amino acids. Gene Ontology annotation, molecular function: uniporter activity; calcium channel activity. Gene Ontology annotation, biological process: mitochondrial calcium ion homeostasis; calcium import into the mitochondrion. Gene Ontology annotation, cellular component: uniplex complex. The record is from RefSeq and is a predicted model, not a curated record.
GUGUUUGACUGCACAUAGAAAAUCUGAAGAUUACGUUUAUGCAGCAUUUCCGGCCCUGACGGCGAUAGACAGAAACGCCUCCUCGUCCGAAAAGAGGCCAUCUCGUGAGCUUCCUCGCCUUCGCACGCGGACCGCCGGCACCGGCCACCACCACCGUCAUGUUGCGCACAGCCGCUUCCCGCCUCCUCGUGCCCCUCCGGAGGCCCUCCCUGUCUCCGGCACCCUCCACGGCGGCCUGCACUCUGCGGCACCUCCGCCUCUUCUCCCCGCCGCCGCAGCCGCGUCGGGGUCCGGAUGCGGAGGUGACGCCGGCGGAGGCGCGGCGUCUGGUGCGGCUCGUGGGCGUGGAGGCGCUCAAGAGGCGGCUGCGGGAGGACGGGCGGGGCGAGGUGGUCGGCUACGGGGAGCUCCUCGACGCCUGCGUCGAGGCCGGCGCGGCCCGCACGCGCGGCGAGGCGGAGGUGCUGGCCCGGGCCAUGGAUGACGCUGGCGUCGUGCUUCUCUUUCGGGACAAGGCGUACCUCCACCCCGAGAAGGUUGUGGACCUGGUCAGAAGGGCGGUGCCGCUUGCACUCGCACCAGACAACGACACGAGAAAGGAAGAGUUUAAGCAGCUCCAGGAAAAGAAGGAAGAGAUCGACAAGCUGGCACACAAGCAAGUCCGGCGAGUCCUGUGGACUGGCUUAGGGUUCUUCAUGAUCCAGGUUGGGAUCUUCUUCCGUCUCACGUUCUGGGAGUUCUCAUGGGACGUGAUGGAGCCGAUCGCCUUCUUCACGACCACCUCGGGGCUGCUGGUUGGCUAUGCCUACUUCGUCAUCACCUCAAGGGACCCGACGUAUCAAGACUUCAUGGAGAGGAUGUUUGAGUCGAGGAGGAGAAAGCUUUGCGUGAAGCAUGGUUUCAACAUGGAGAAGUACCUGGAGCUGCAGAAACAUUGCAAGUGCCCUCUGGAAGACCAUCAUUCUCAGGGGCAUGACUCGCAACACCUGAGCUGAAGUUUCUCAGUUGUUUCUUGAUGCUGACAGUGUCAUCUCUAGCUUUUAGAAGAGCGGCCGUUUGCAUUAUCUUAUACUGAGUUUGUAUUACCAAAGUGAUAUAUAUAUAUUUACAUAAACCAGCUGUCGCCUAACAGGUUAAACCUAAGAGUUUAAGCUUAUUUA